AUGAAUUGCCUAAAGCCUCAAGACAUGGUCACACACGUACAUGCCAAAGCAAAGAAGCUUGACUCCAACCUCUUGACCAAGUCUUGCAGGGACAUGACGCCAGAAAACCAUAGACAGCGUCAAAUGUUUGCUCCCCGGCUUUCGAUACACAUCAACCUCAAACUCCCGCCACACCAGGAAAGUUGGAAUACCAACAUGCCAAAAAGCGGAGAUUUGUGCUGGUGCCAUUGAGCGCAGCUACACAAUACUACCUCUGAACGCGCACAGCGUGGAUGCAAGCUGACCAACCUUCCUAAUCGAGUAAUAAAUCCACCAAAGUGUAGAUUACCUAUGCAAUUGCACGGAGCGAGCGAUUGCAUUUCUUUUGCAUGCCUUUCGCAC
Messenger RNA from Periconia digitata, 381 nucleotides. Lineage: Eukaryota; Fungi; Ascomycota; Dothideomycetes; Pleosporales; Periconiaceae. The record is from the annotation of a GenBank genome assembly.